CUGCAUCAAACACAAAAUCACUUCUCAUCUUCUCCCAUAGAUAUCACACUUUCUCUACUACUUUUGCAGUUUUCAUCCUUAAUCUAGCAUCCGCUAUCAUUAUUUCCAAGUUGCUUUCGGAACACACUUUUACAUUACUACAAUAAUGGAAAAGUUACAGAAGAUGAUCUCCGAGAAGUCAGUAGUGAUCUUUAGCAAGAAUUCGUGCUGCAUGUCUCACACAAUCAAGACUCUCUUCUUAGACUUUGGUGUAAACCCUACGAUCUAUGAGUUAGAUGAGAUCAAUAGAGGAAAUGAGAUAGAGCAAGCAUUGGCUCAGCUCGGCUGCAGCCCCACCGUGCCCGCGGUUUUCAUAGGAGGUCAGCUCGUUGGUGGAGCCAAUCAAGUCAUGAGUCUUCAUCUCAAUCGCUCUCUACUUCCAAUGCUUAAGCGGGUUGGGGCGUUAUGGCUUUGAUUAAAUAUAGAGAUAUACUUACGUAAUAAACAUGCAGGUAGAUUUUGGCUAGUGUUUGUACUUCUCCUUUCCCCUGUUUAUAUUUAUAUAUUUAUAUAAAUAUGCAAGGAUUAAUAAAAGAGUAUUGUAUGUACUGCCACUUGAGAAUGUAUAAAUAUGGAUUAAUGUUAAGUUUGAUACCUCCAA
Molecule: messenger RNA, 640 nt
Organism: Raphanus sativus (radish)
Lineage: Eukaryota; Viridiplantae; Streptophyta; Magnoliopsida; Brassicales; Brassicaceae
Product: monothiol glutaredoxin-S4-like
Exons: 1
Coding region: 146-454 (102 amino acids)
Source: RefSeq, a predicted model, not a curated record